Microbotryum saponariae is the source of this 324-nucleotide messenger RNA. Lineage: Eukaryota; Fungi; Basidiomycota; Microbotryomycetes; Microbotryales; Microbotryaceae. The record is from the annotation of a GenBank genome assembly.
AUGACGAGCGUUCCGUGUCCCGGACAUUCGACCAACUUGCCGUCUGCGAUUUUGGCUACGUACGGACCUUCCAAACAGUCUACCUUAUGCCUGGGUGAGUCGUCUGUGGGGUUACUCUCCAUUCGACUCAUGACGAACAAUGGCCUCUCCGUUGCAUUCAAACCCGAUAAGAGCUGCAUCAUCUCACGCAAGGGAGACUUCAUCGCUAACACUGUCAUUUCCGAUGGUCCUUACGAACUCGACAUCAAAACCCGAGUCUCGCAUUGGCUACUCGCGACACCGUCGGCGUGGUGUCUGUCUGCACCAGAAUCAACGGCGUUUUGA